AUGCUGCAGGCCGUGACAAUGUCCGUAUUUUUCACGAUUUUCGUCGUAUUCGGAUUGAUCCAUGCAUAUGCCAUCGAUGCAAGCGAAACCAUGAUGCAGGUGGCUAAGAACAACAUAGUGUACGAUGAGUUCUACGUCCUGGUAUUCGUUCUGAUGGUGGUGUUCGCCAGCUUGGUCGGCCGAAAUUGCAAUCGAGUGAAAACGCCGACACACAAGGCCAUUUGCUAUGGUUCUUAUGGUCAACGGAUCUUCAGAGAGUUGCGGUGUUUUUCCCAACAGUUGGAACAUCAUACACCGAAGAUCAACUGUGGAAUGCUGGAUCUUGACUGGACGCUGUUUUACUCGGUUGCCGGAACGUUUACAACAUACCUGGUAAUAUUGUUGCAGUUCGACGUUGGCAGUUUAGGAUUUCGUCAUCAAAAUGAGACGUGAAUUUGUGCAAGAAGGAAAGGGUCCGACGAUCAGGCAUAGGGUUUCGAGCAAGGGGUGAAUAUGUAUGACGAGUGACCUUAGAAUGCUUUGCGAACGUAAUGGUAUCCAUCCGAACAUUCACUCGUUUUACGUUAUUGUCUUGGCUUCUAAAUGCUUCCAUGAGUUCCACUUGAAAAUUUCUCUUGUAUUCUUCCCGAAAUUAUUCCAGAGACUUCUUCCGGAAUGCUCCCAAGGAUUCCUCACGGGACACUUCCACGAAUUUCUGCCAAGCAUUACUCCUGAUAUUUUUUCCACGAUUUCUUUAUCUAUUCCACGGGUUCUUUCCAGACUUAUUUAUGAUAUUCCUAACCGGAAUCCUUCAGGCAAUUUUUAACGAUUUUUCUCCAGGACCAGGAAUUAUUUCAGAGACUUCAUGCCCAAAUUCCGAAAUUCUUUCAGAAAAAAGAUUUCUCUUGUAAUUUUUCCAAGUUUGAAAACCUUUGGAUUUUCUUACAAAGAUUCUAAGAUACCUUCCGAAACUCUUCCA
This is a messenger RNA of Aedes albopictus (Asian tiger mosquito), 958 nucleotides long. RefSeq names its product putative gustatory receptor 28b. Lineage: Eukaryota; Metazoa; Arthropoda; Insecta; Diptera; Culicidae. The transcript has 3 exons. The record is from RefSeq and is a predicted model, not a curated record. Gene Ontology annotation, biological process: chemosensory behavior; sensory perception of taste; male courtship behavior. Bases 1 to 432 code for a protein of 143 amino acids. Gene Ontology annotation, cellular component: membrane; neuronal cell body; axon.